UCUCCCCUCCCCUCUCACCUCUUUUCCCUCCUUCCUCCUCAUUGCUGGGUGCUCACACUGACUAGCCCGCAGCCAGACAGCUCUGCGGUGUCUCUCCCGCUGGCUGUGCUUUAAACCAAAAUCCCAAGAAACCCAAAUCAUUCCAAAGGAAGUCUAAAGGCUCAAACCAAAGAGCAGAGAGUCCAGUUCUGCAGCACCUGUCACACAGUUCAGCGGACGUCACGUUCAACCAAGUUUGGAACCGAGCUGAAGAUUCCAGCGGCAGCCAUGACUCAGAGCAACGGGGAGAACCCACAGAGGACGCGGAGUGGCCUCCACCAGAUCCGAGCCGGGAUCCAGUCCAGGUCGUUGCGGGCCAAGAAGAGAGUGGAGAACAUCACAAAGAACGACGUCAGGGGCUUCUUCGUUAGGAACGCCUUUGUGAUCUUCACCGUGGCCGCCGUCAUUAUUGGCAUCAUCCUGGGCUUCGCGCUGCGGCCUUAUAACAUGUCCUACCGUGAGGUGAAGUUCUUCUCUUUCCCGGGAGAGCUGCUGAUGAGGAUGCUCCAGAUGCUGGUGCUGCCGCUGCUGGUUUCCAGUCUCAUCACUGGUAUGGCAGCUCUGGACAGCAGGGCUUCUGGCAAGAUGGGGAUGAGAGCGGUGAUGUAUUACACCAUAACCACGGUCAUUGCGGUGUUCAUCGGUAUUGUCAUGGUGCUCAUUAUUCACCCAGGGAAAGGAUCGAAGGAUGAGUUCACCAAGCAGCAGCAGAUAGAACAGGUCAGCCCUGCUGAUGCCUUCCUGGACCUCAUCAGAAACAUGUUUCCUCCAAACCUUGUUGAGGCUUGUACCAAACAGUUCAAGACGCAGUACGCCAAAAGGAUCGUUCAUGUGAAGAUGACAGUGAACGACACGGUAUUCGCACUCAACGGUAGCCAGGAAAUCACCCGGGAGGAGAUGAUCCCGGUGCCGGGGGCGGUCAAUGGGGUGAACGCCCUGGGCCUGGUGGUGUUCUCCAUGUGCUUCGGCCUGAUCAUCGGGAGCAUGAGGGAGCAGGGGCAGCCCCUCAAGGACUUCUUUGACUGCCUCAAUGAGGCCAUAAUGAGGCUGGUCGCGAUAAUCAUGUGGUACGCGCCCGUCGGUAUUUUGUUCCUGAUUGCCGGCAAGAUCGUGGAGAUGGACGACAUCACGUCCAUGGGCGGCCAGCUGGGAAUGUACACGGUGACGGUGAUCUGCGGCCUGCUGAUCCACGCCAUCGUGGUCCUGCCCACGCUCUACUUCGUCAUCACCAGGAAGAACCCCUUCGUUUACAUCGCCGGGCUGCUGCAGGCGCUCAUAACGGCCCUGGGGACGUCCUCCAGCUCCGCCACUCUGCCCAUCACUUUUAAAUGCCUGGAGGAGAACAAUAAGGUGGAUAAGCGCGUGACCCGCUUCGUGCUCCCCGUGGGCGCCACCAUAAACAUGGACGGCACGGCUCUGUACGAAGCCCUGGCAGCCAUCUUCAUCGCUCAGGUCAACGAUUAUGACCUCAACUUUGGACAGAUUCUCACCAUCAGUAUCACCGCCACCGCAGCCAGCAUCGGUGCGGCUGGAAUCCCUCAGGCUGGCCUGGUUACAAUGGUGAUCGUGCUCACGUCGGUAGGCCUGCCCACCGAUGACAUCACCCUCAUCAUCGCUGUGGAUUGGUUCCUGGACCGACUGCGCACCACCACCAACGUCCUCGGCGACUCCAUCGGUGCAGGUAUAGUUGAACACCUGUCCCGCCACGAGCUGCAGAACAAGGACCCGGAAACGGGCAACUCUGUGGUGGAGGAGGCGGAAAAGAAGCCGUACCAGCUCAUCUGCCAGGAGAACGAGUACGAGAACGAGAGGCCUGCAGACAGCGAGACCAAGAUGUAGGGGUGCGCGUCGCGCUUCGGGUCACACGCACUAUUAGGAAAAGCACUGCUGUUCAUCUCAUGUGACGAAUAAAAGGCGACUCUAGACAAUAUGUUCUCCUAGACUCAGAUUAGAGGCCUGACAGCAUUCGCAUUACCUGCUUCUUCUAAGAAUUUGUGUUGUGAUGAUUCCCAUGGGUAAUUUUCUGAGUGGUCUGUGGUCUUCAUGUCAUAUUCCACUACGCUCAGAACUCUGCUGACCGUAGAGGCCAGUACUGCUGUGGGUCGCAUUCUGCAGAAGGUCGGAGGUCAUAUUUGCACAGACUGUUUCUGGCUUUAUCCUUUUGAUUUGCCUUUGUUUUCACUGAGUAGUGUUGCAUAUGAACAGUGUGGUCGAAAUGAUGGUAAAGAUCUGUGUAGUAUAUCAGCUUUAUAGAUUACGCUCAGCUGCCAAUUUAUAAACUUCUGUACAGUUCUAUAGGAUUAGGAAACAUGAAACAUGUAAUUAACAUUAGGGAACAGAUGCUUGUGUUCCUAGUCUUUCCAAAUCUGGAUUAAUAAGUCGUUUGUCUCGACUACACAUCCUCAAACCAAUCACAACAAUCAUUGAGGCUGACAAACCAAAGUCACACAGCCACGUUUUCUCUUUAAGUUGAAUUAUUUGAAAAGUGUAACCGGCACCAAAAAUAAAAAAUAAAAAAAAACUACCAAAAAUAUUAAUAAACCUUUGUACAUCUUAGUUAUUAUUCCAAUUUAUGUCCAAACAAAUUGUUAACCCACAAAAAAUAGGAUUGUUUUAAACACAACAAUUAUGUUUCUUAUAAAUCGUAUUUAACUUUCAUAAGGUUUUAAAAGUAUUUGCUUUAAACAUUUGCAUGUCAGAAUUAAAAUAUGGUUUAUGUUAAAUUAGCAAUUAGGUAGUAGGUUGGAUUUGUCAAAUUUUAUUCACAUCCAGUAGAUAAUCUUAAAUUUUGCUAUAACAUAGAAAUAUGUGGUAUAAAUAUUGGACUUCAUUUCGUUCCCCAUCUUUUUUUAGUUAAUUUGUAAGCAAUGUUUUGAAUUGUAGCUCUUUUGAAUUAUAACAAAUGUAACAUUCAUGUACAAGUUGCUUUGUAUAGAAACUUCUGAAUAUUCUGUUUGUAUAGAGAAGUGUAGAUAAACUGUACAUUAAUUGUAGAUUUGAAUGGUAACGCAUUACUUGAGAAUUGUGUAUGUAAUGUACUGGAACAAUGCUCUUGUAAGUGACCAAACUAAUAAUCCCUCAUUCUUUAUGUGAAACUGAUUGUUAGGGUCAAAUGCUUUUCUUUAUAUUUGAGGAAAUGGAAUAGAUGUCUUGUUUACAGGUGCUGGUGAUAUGACCAUUUCUCUCAAACAAACAUGUGAGUGCAUACACACAAAGAAGAUGGAAUAACAUUUGUAGUUUUGUUUUACAUUGAUUUUUUUAAUAAAAAUGAAAUCAGCA
This is a messenger RNA of Betta splendens (Siamese fighting fish), 3318 nucleotides long. It is a transcript of the gene slc1a3a, whose product is annotated as solute carrier family 1 member 3a. The transcript has 10 exons. The record is from RefSeq and is a predicted model, not a curated record. NCBI's taxonomy places the organism in Eukaryota, Metazoa, Chordata, Actinopteri, Anabantiformes, Osphronemidae. Gene Ontology annotation, molecular function: neutral L-amino acid transmembrane transporter activity; L-glutamate transmembrane transporter activity; glutamate:sodium symporter activity. Gene Ontology annotation, cellular component: plasma membrane. Bases 268 to 1878 code for a protein of 536 amino acids. Gene Ontology annotation, biological process: D-aspartate import across plasma membrane; L-glutamate import across plasma membrane; L-aspartate import across plasma membrane.